This is a messenger RNA of Astyanax mexicanus (Mexican tetra), 3680 nucleotides long. RefSeq names its product UDP-GlcNAc:betaGal beta-1,3-N-acetylglucosaminyltransferase 5b (gene b3gnt5b). Gene Ontology annotation, cellular component: membrane. The record is from RefSeq and is a predicted model, not a curated record. Bases 355 to 1494 code for a protein of 379 amino acids. Gene Ontology annotation, biological process: brain development. The transcript is spliced from 2 exons. Lineage: Eukaryota; Metazoa; Chordata; Actinopteri; Characiformes; Acestrorhamphidae.
AGACAGAGAGAGAGAGAGAGAGAGAGAGAGACAGUCAAUCAGACAGAGAGAGAGAAAGAGAGACAGAGAGAGAGAUAGUGGGUGUGAGUGAGUGAGUGAGUGUCGGAGCGCGUGUUUAUAAUCUCGUGGAGCCGCUGAGUGGAUGAGUUGAGGAGAUUCAGUUUUUUACACGGAGGAACAUUAUCGCUGGAGGACUUUUCAGCAGGGUCGCGGUUCUUAUGCCUGUUGCUCUGAAUGAGGAGGUUUGAAAUGGUCUUGGCCUGAUGGAGCACCGAACUGAGAAGAUCCGUAACCCAGGUCCGUGUCGUGUUUAGGGCCUGACUGUGGCUGAAGUUGUGGCUCAAAGUGUCCAGGAUGGUUGUGAAUUUCCGCCGGUUCAGGAAAUGUCAAGUUCGACAGCUGAUGAUGACAUGCUUCGUGAUAUCAGCAGUCAUGGUGUACUGGGAAAGUAGUGACAGCAAUUUAACAAAUCAUGUGAAGUCCUACUCGCUACGGCACCUGCUCAGCAGCCUCGACUUCAUCAGUGCCAACCUGACGAUUAGUCGAGGAGAGGCACGGAGGUUCAGUGACCACCAGUACUUGAUAAACCACGAACAGAAGUGCACCAACAGGGAUGUCCUGCUUCUGCUGUUUGUGAAAAGCUCGCCGGAGAACUUUGCGAGGAGGCAGGCCAUUCGGUCAACGUGGGGCAAUGAGGCCUACAUUGAGAGGACCUUGGGCGUGAGUGUGAGAGUGGUUUUUGCACUUGGCCUUCACCCUUCUCCCUCGCAGAGAAAGAAACUGCAAGAGAUGCUGCAUCAGGAAGAUGAGAAGUACAACGAUUUGAUCCAGCAGGACUUCCUCGAUACUUUCCACAACCUAACCAUCAAGUUACUCCUGCAGCUAGGCUGGACCCAUGCGUACUGUUCCAACGCCCAGUUCCUCAUGUCUGCAGAUGACGACAUCUUCGUCCACAUGCCCAACCUUAUCCACUAUUUGCAAGAGGUCAGGCGCUCUGGAGUGAAGGACUUCUGGGUUGGAAAGGUGCAUCGAGGCGCUCCGCCCAUUCGUAGGAAGGACAGCAAGUACUAUGUGUCAGAAGAGAUGUACCCCUGGUCAAUGUACCCUGAUUACACUCCUGGGGCCGGUUACGUUGUCUCGAAGGACGUGGCCGCCCGGGUCUACGAAGCUUCCCUCACUCUGAACGCCUCUCUUUACAUCGAUGACGUCUUCAUGGGCAUUUGCGCCAACGCGAUGGGGAUUUCUCCCCAAGAGCACGCCUUCUUUUCUGGAGAGGGCAGAGCCCCUUACCACCUUUGCAUUUACAACCAGAUGAUGACUUCACACGGACACGUGAAGGACUUCCAUGAACUCUGGAGACUUGCGACAGACCCCGAGGUGCAGAAAGUGUCUUUGGGGCUUUUAGGAAAGCUUUAUUGCACUGUGGCUAAAAUCAGACUCCUCUGUGUACCACAAUUUCAGAACACCUAUCCGUGCAGAGCAGCAUUCUUAUAAUAGGACUUAUAACAGGACUUUAGUAUGAGGUCACCUGUUGCGUUCGCUCGCCCCCAGCAUCUUCACACCUUUUUUCACACCUUAUUUUUUGUAGUAUUUAUUUGUGUAACUUAACAAUAUUUUGCGCCUUUAUAGUUGAAUAGUAUAGAAUAGUCCUAUGAAACUACAUUGCUUUUGUGAAAAGGUGUGGGGGUGUGUUUGGUAUUGUGUGACAAGGCCUAUUUAUGGUGAUUGACACGUAAUACAAGUAAGACAUGGGUUUUGAUCAUGAGCCCACCUGUUAAACCACCUCUUCCCAAAUUGUUUUGAGAGCAGCUCAAAAAGAAGUUAUGAGGAGCACCCUGGACUUUGGACAUUUUAGACAGUUACAUAAAAUGAGGCCUUUAAACUAGUAAACCAUAUUUCAACCCUUUCUAUAUUUUGAAAGAAUCUGUUAUUUUUUAUUUUUAUAUUUAACAAAAGAGUGUGUUUUUUUUUUCUUUUAAAUCAAACUUCAGCAGGCCACCAGUAUAAGAAGGAAACCAUGCUCUGAGGUAACUUUCAUUUAAACACAUUGUGAAGGGUUGCAGGUUGGAAGAUCCGGAAGUCGGUUGGUGGUUUUGUAAAGCAGGGACCAGUUAAUUGGUGUAUUGCAUAAACUUUUUUAAACUUUUGGGCUUCCUCAAAAUGCAAAUAGCUGAAGUAAUGUGAAACAUUUUGGGACUGUUUGUUUAUUUGUACCUUUUGUAUGUCUGUUGUGCUUCUUCGCAAUCUACCUCAACAGUUGCCAAGAAACCUGGUUAAGGGUUUAAUCAAACCAAGUCCAAGAUGGACCUUUUAGUCACUGUAGUCAUCCUUGAUCCGUGAACCGUACCUCAUAUAUUAAACACAUCUGGAAGGCUGGGAUUAAGGCCCAAUCCCAUUUCACCCCUUGUCCCUACCACGUACCCCUAGCCCUUUUUUUUGAGUGUACUCCUUCCCCUUGGAACAGAGGAGAACAAAGUUUCCCCUUAAGAAUUGGGACAACCCUUCAAGCACCCGAUACGUCAUCAGGAGCUCUAAAGUGCUAAAGUUCAGUAACCUAACUGCUGCUGCUGGUUAACUAUAGUUAACUUUAGGGUGUAUUUUACUGUAUUUCUUCAGAAAGGGGGGAGAUGGUAGAGAAAUUAAUUAUUAUUGUCCGUUCCGUAAUUCGUAACUCUUUGAUGUGGAGCUGAAAUUUAGCUUUUAUUAGCCAUUCCGCCAUCUGUUGCACCAUUUAAGGUGGAACGGAAAAGUUAGCUAGCUAGCUACUGAGACUGAGAAACUACUAGCGAUCUUUUUUACGCUUGUUAAAAAAAGAAUCUGACCAUAAAACAUUGAAACUACACAUUAAACUCUGGUAAAAUAGAGCUCAUAACCCAUAGUUUGAAGUGUGCAUCUGAAAAAAAAAAAUUCUGUAUAAAAAGCUAAAAACAAGCCUCCAGCCUCCUUGGUGUGCAAAACAGAGGGUUAGGGGUUAGGGGUAAGUGGUAGGGAGAAAGGGGUGAAACAGGUGAAAUGGGAUUGGGCCGAAGACAUCUGCGAUUGACGGGAGGGAUCCUCAUGAAGUCGUUGAUGUUCUAAGUCCACAGUGAGCUCUGCAUUGGCAGCGAGCGCUGCUUUGUUUAGAGAGCUGGUAUCCUCAGCUGGCUGUAAGGCUAAGUUAAAUACCAGACAGUUUACAUAGCACUGGCAAUAGUUGACCCUUUAAGGUGUGGCGACUCUGAUAUCAUUUGCGGUAGAAUGUGUCCAAACCGAAGGGUGUUUUGAUCAGGGUUGUUUGAGUGAAUGACUGGCAGCAGACUUGCUCGAUCGAAGCUCAAGUGAUGCUUGAGGUCACAGCUAAAGCAGUAGUAUUAUUAAGUUGUUACAGGAAAGCCAGUAAAGACCUCUCUCUCACAUCAAACCUGUUUCAUAACUGGACACACACACACAGCUUGCUUGCCUCGCUCCUGCUGAAGAACUACACUAUUUUUAGUGAACAGAUCAAAUGUCUCCACUGCGAGACUUGGGGACACAUGGGAUCGUGUUGUUGCCUACGUCCAGCUCUGCUCUCUUGUUAAUGACAGUUGGAACUGUGUAGUACAUAACGCUGGGUCUGAGUUACUGUCUUUUAUGUGAUUUUGUGCAUUUGAGAUAUGUCGAGUUGUUUUUCUGUACUGUUUAAUAAACUGUUUGCUUGCUAA